This is a messenger RNA of Lates calcarifer (barramundi perch), 1042 nucleotides long. RefSeq names its product hatching enzyme 1.2. The coding region runs from base 99 to 965 and encodes 288 amino acids. Gene Ontology annotation, molecular function: zinc ion binding; metalloendopeptidase activity. NCBI's taxonomy places the organism in Eukaryota, Metazoa, Chordata, Actinopteri, Centropomidae. The record is from RefSeq and is a predicted model, not a curated record. The transcript has 12 exons. Gene Ontology annotation, biological process: proteolysis.
AUAAUCGGUGUGAAGUGAUUGCACCUGACGCCUGAUGGUGACUGAGUUAUCAGAUCUCUGGCUUCAGGUUCACAGCUUCUCUCUGUUUUUUUUUAAUCAUGUGGUUUCUGGUUUUCAUCUGCGUUUCAACAGUUGGUGGUGCGCCCUUAAAUCAAUCCCAGGAUGCUGCUACUCCUACCACAGGUAAUGUUACUGUCACUUCUGUGCUUGAUGUGCCACAGACGGCCUCUACAGAAUCUCCAACAGGUCCUUUAAACGACACCCACAAUGCAACAAGUCCUACUCCAGGUGUGACUGUUUCUGUCUUCCUCGAUCCACCACAGAGAGCCAGUGCAGAAACAUUAGAAGAGCUUCAAGACGACAUGAUUGUCCAAGAGGGAGACAUUUUGAUUCCGGAGGACAGGAACGCUGUACAGACUCUGUGGGCGGGUGCGGUCGUACCGUUCACCAUCAGUGAUGACCUGGCUGAUCGAGCGUCAAACAUCUACGCCGCCUUUAAAAUGAUAUCAGACUUCACGUGUAUUCGCUUCCAAAGACACACCACGGAGCUGAACUACCUGAAGUUCCUGAACGGCCGAGGCUGUGCGUCGUUUGUCGGCUGUCGAGGAGGAGCCCAGGCCGUGUAUUUCAGUCGGUCGUGUAGCGUUGGGAACCUUUGCCAUGAGAUUAUCCACGCUCUGGGACUGCACCAUGAACACACCCGCAAGGACCGGGAUCAGUACAUCACUGUGCAGUGGCAGAGCAUCAUGCCGGGGAGACAAAAGAAUUUCAAGGUGAAAAGUGGAAACACUCUGAACCUGCCGUACGACCUGAACUCCAUAAUGCAUUAUGGACAGUUUUUUUUCAGUGCGGAUGGAAGUCCGACUGUGUUGUCCAAGCAGAGCGGAGGACAGAUGGGUCAGAGGACACAUCUCAGCCCGCUGGACGUACAGAGGCUGAACAGACUCUACCACUGUGAUGAAUGAAUGGGAUGAGCAGGAGCAGGCUUACUGCAGGUUUACCUGCAUUUGCCACGAGAUUUAAUAAAAUGAUUUAAAACGUC